AUGGAAUCAGAACGCGGUUUCCUCCCUGAUGACCUGAAGCUGCAGUGGGCGUGGCCGCGCAAGGUUAGCCCCGCCCACUCCGUUUUUCCCGCGCUUUCUGUGGCUCCUCUCAGUCUCCGCGCUCAUGAAACCAAAAGGCAGACCCCCGCGGGGCCGGUGAGUCGGUGUGAGAGGGCGCAGCUCGGGGUGGCCAAAAAAACACAAAAUAAAUGAAUGCUGUAUUAGAGCUAUAAUCCCUUUGAUGAUGAUGGCAGAGCAUCAUGGGAGUUGUAGUUCUGUCACAGGAGGGGAGAAGGGAUCUGCAGGUAAAGUAUAAUUACCAUGGCCCUUCCACUGCUGGGAAUGGAUCACCCUGCCCAUCAUGCUGAGCCAACAGGAUAAUAAAUCAGCCAGCCACCUGGACACAGGGUGUGGGGGGGGUUAUAAAAUGGGGGGAGGUUGUGAUGUGUGGGGUUAUCUCCCAUCAUAACAUGUAGCUCCUAUACAAUAUCAAUUAAUAUUAAUAAAUUAAAUAGUGAUUUCUGUUAGCGGAGACUCCAGUAAGUAUAAUGGAUAACGCCUGAAUUGGUUAGGCCUGGAACAAAAAUUAUUAUUAUUAUUAUUUUAUUAUUUAUAUAGCGCCAUCAGAUUCCGUAGCGCUGUACAAUGGGUGGGCUAACAGACACGUAAUUGUAACCAGACAACUGGACGUACAGGAACAGAGGGGUGGAGGGCCCUGCUCCAUGAGCUUACAUGGGGUAAAAUGACACACAGGGUAAAAGUAGGGGUACGAAGUAGGUUGUUCAAAAAGGAUUAAUUGAGGGCUUAGUAGGUAAUGAACUAAUAUUACUAGAUCACCAUGUUUUCGCAGGACACGUAAGACAGUUUGGGGCAAAACGUAGACCCCCAGAUAUUGUGACGGUUUCUACGAUUCUCUGCCGACCUUUACAGGCUCUGUCGCUUUUCAUAAAGACGGAAUCCUUAUGAUCAUGGGCGUCCGCAGGAAUUAUUCCAGGGGGAGGGCAUAACUGCCCCAUUUGGUAGUGUUACAUUUGGCCACAGCUAUAGGUGGCAUGAACAAUACCAGCUUGAGCACCAGAUUACACCUUCAACAUCAUAUUGCACCUACAGCACUUUUUGCAUCGCAGCACCAGAUUGCACACACAGUACCCCCCACCCAUUGUGUGUCAGACCGUAGAGGAUCUUCUAUUUCCUCCACCCGGCGAUCUGACUUGAAGAUGCUUGAGCACACAGGGGCACACCUAGAGCAGUUGACACAAGUAGAUGCUCCAUAUGUUUUCAAUAAUAUUUACUGCACAAAUGUGUAAACUAUAUGUUAGAAAGAGUCCCCAUUAGAGACUACAAUGAAAUGUAAUGGGUCCUGGAGAGAGAGGUCUCUUUCUGUACCCUUUUUUGCCCCCUCUUCUGUGCCCUCCUUUGCUCCCCUCCUGUGCCUUCUUUACCCCCUCUUCACCUUCUGUGCCCUCUUUUACACCCCUCCUGGACCCUCUUUAGCCCCCCUUAACCUUCUGUGCCCUCUUUUACCCUUUUCCUGUGUCCUCUUUAACCCCCUUCACUUUCUGUGCCCUCUUCUGCCCCUUUUAGCUCAUCUCCCCUUCUGGGCCCUCUGUUGCUCCCUGGCAACUCAACACUAAACAUUGGAUAUAGUUCAAUUAAAUAAACACAGAACAAAAUAGUGGUCUUGGAAAAAUUUUCCUACAAAAUAGAGUUGGCUUUUAUUUCCAACUGGGGUUAUUUUGGUCUACCUUUUGCACAUCAUAUAAAUACAAAAAAGAUAAGUCCGGCGCUCACUCCCAUCACUCCUGGGCGGCAGCAACGACCACAGUACACAUCAGCCCCAAUAUAGACAGUUAAACCAAACAAAAAGUUACCUGCACUCCCUCCUGAAUCCCUAUUUAUAUUUAAACACAUGGAGGUCAUUAAGUUACUCCAAUGGCCAUACCUCCAAGAUUAUACAUAAAACCCGAUUUGAAAUAAUAAAUGUAUAUUCUAUUGAUUACAGGUAGUAUUAUUCAGAAUUUAGUGCCUUACUGUUUUAAGCUGUUGAAAAAUAAUUCUAUGUUCUGUUUACAGUGAGAGACGCCAGCUGGAUUUGGAGGAGCUAGCAAAGGUUCUACCAGGAGGAUCAAGGCCACAGCAUGAUGCCCAGGUACAUGUAGAUACAAAAAAAUGACAAAACAGAUCUCUGGCAUGGGAGUAAAAUGCCACUCAAGUAUGCUACACACUAGUGUACAUCUAAAAAUAACAUCAAAUGACUGCCUCACACUACCUGCUGCACAGUUCAGAGGAAGGACUGGAUUCAGGUUGGUAUGUUGUAUAAAUUAAUUUUCACAGUGGGUGCUUACUAAUAUUACACCAGGUUUUCUAUUUCUGUGAUUUCCACUCAUGCAAACAUAACCCAGAAAGAUGUGGACAUUUCUGAUGUAUUUAUUGUAGAGGGAAACUGGUUUGUAUGCUGUACAAAGAAGCCAGGUGGCCCAAAGGCUUCAUGUGCUCUCAUCAUAGCAGUCUUAAGACAGGGAUAAGGAAAUGUAGGUGGAAUGCAAGAGCCAGAAACACUGUUUUAGGUGCCAAUAUGACUUUAAGGAGCCAGAAAAGAUGAUCAUGCUUUGAGUUAUGUAUGGAAUGUUUAAGGAUCACUCUGGGCACCAUAACAACUUCAUCAGAAUAUUUAACUGUUUGUGAAUUGUAAAGCGCUGCGGAAUUUGACAGCGCUCUAUAAAUAUCAUAAUAAUAAUGGUUUAACUUCCAGUUAAGUUGUUAUGGUGCCUAGAGUCGGGGGGAGGGGGAGUUGAUAUUAUAUAGUUGCAGCUGCUACAAGCCUUCCCCUACUUCAGCAAGCUUAACUAAUUUAUGUAUUUGGAGUGUUCUUUAAAAAAAAAAAAAAAAAAAAAACAAUUAGUAGUAGUAAUUAUAAUUAUAUAAUAAUUAAAUAUUAAGGGAACUCUGAUGUGUUUAAACACAUCUCUUUAAACAAAAGCAUAAGUUGUGAUACAAAUGGAUCAAGGACCAAAAACCAACCAAAGACUUAUAGUUUUGACAUGUGGGGACUUAUCGGCAGUGUGUUUAGGUCCAGAAGUCGAACUCUUUCUGCAGCAGUUAGCUGAAUUUUAAAUAAAAUUGCAGUGAAAGCAGAACAUAAUAAAAUUCUCCACUGACUAAUGAAAAUUCAAAAUAUAUACACACAACAUAUAUAUGAUAUACAUACAAAUAUAUAAUAAUCCUGGCUAUGCUCCAUAAACUCACAGCAAAUAAACACUCUUGUUUCUGCAUUUCAACUUCCUCUUCAGCUACUGUGUUUUGUUUUGUUUGUUCGCUAACAACCCUAAUUGGUAUAUACAUAUAUUUGUACAAGGCUGCUGAUAUAUAUAUUUGGUCAAUAAAUCACCACAUUUGACUUGAUGACUAAGUUCCUAGCGUGUCUCUAUUUAAACAUUGAUAUGGCAACCCCAGCUGAAUGCACAUCCAAGUGGUGAUUACCUCUUUGUGAUUGGUUUCUCAGCUGCCACCUCUCUAGUUCACAUAACGUGAAAGAUAAGAGAAAUCAAAGUGUGGCACUUGUUUACCAGAUUGUGUAAGUAUAGAGACGUAUAUACAUUACGAAGUUGUAAAUCAAUACAUCUGGUCCAUCGGGAGAUUUCCUCAUGUAAUAAAAGGCAGACGUAAGAUCUAGGACUAACGUUACUGCUUAAAACUGCAGUUUAACAGUGAAUAGUCCUUAUGUAAGCGCAGAAGGAGGGAGUUUUAAUUUUGUCUGCCUCCAGUAUAAAUGGUCUAUAAAUGUUAAAGGGGCAGUAAAUUACAUUUUGUUCUUUUAUUUAGUCAACAAUUUAUUUAUUUUUGUCAAUCUUUGUUAUAUUGAGACAACAUUCAAAUCAUUACAGAAAGGACAAAGUAGUUAGAAAAAGUCAUCAAAAAUACAAGUGGUACAUAGACUCCUGUUGCAUCUGUCUCCUUUUUUUAUAUAAGAAAAGUGAAAAAAAUCAUGCUUGACUAACUUGCUAACUGAACAAACUAAUACGGGAUAUUUAAUUUACUGGACAUGUCGAUAUGCAAUAUUAACAAGUGGGCAGAGUGCCCUUAAUUAUUACAACAACAUUAGAACAGCAUGGGUAUGAGCCACUGAAAACUAUAGUUAUUCAUGCUUGACUGCACCUACUGGAGCAUUAGAGAAGAGUAAAUGUAAAAAAAAAAGAAAGAAUUUAACAUGCCGAUUAGUGGCAGUGUUGUAAUGUCAGACAAGACAAGAUAUGGUAUCCGCCAUAGUAGACACCACUUACAAGCGGUGAGCCCGGUGUCAGGGUCAGCCUACUCCCGCAGGCAGUAUAGGUGAUGUAUGAAUUGAAAAGUCCAGGCGGCCAAUAACAGGGAACUAGUUUAAAAUUUUCUGGAUAGUUAUAUUAGACCAAAUACUUAUCUAUGUAAAUUACUGCCAAACAACGAAAAAAUCUUUACUGCUUUAUUUACUUACAUCUGCAUCCGUGUUUCAAGGAAAAUGCGACUGCUGGCUAAAUUUAUGUUUUAAGUUAUGUUUACUGUUGAUUUUGCAUAGACUUCAGUAGUAUGGCUAUCAUAAGUCCUCAUCUUACACGUUUUAUGGUUGUCAGUCCUUUUAAAUAUACAGAAUGGUCAAGAUUUGUAUCAUUAGAUAAGAACAAAGUCAUAACAAAGGAUCACUGUGAGACAAAAUGUACGUUGUAUUAUUAAACUACCCUAAAUUGCAGCCAGGUGCUUUGUCAUCUGUGUAUAAUGUUGCAUUGAGCCUGUCCACACCGCAUUGUGUGGCACAGAGGCAGAUCAUUUUGCUUGUGUUUAACAUGUGCCAUCUCCAGCAGGAUAUAUCUGUUAGCUAAACAAAAGUAUUUAUCUGCAGUAGCCCUAUACCAAUUCAAGUAAGAAACAACUUUUUUUUCACAGAGCUUACUGCUUCAGGUUCUGUCAUAUAUAGAGUUUCUACAGAGCAGGAUUCAGGAUGUCCAGAAAUGUUUGGUACCAUCAGAAACCCCUAGAGGUAAGUGGUGAGAUAUGCCAGUAGGAAUUUUUUUUCUGUAAUACAAAAUUUAACAAGUAAUAGGACACAGGAUUUUUCACAAAAUUUUGACUCUCAUAAAAUUCAAAGUGAAAAUCAAAUCUUACCACAAAUAGCCACAAUGAAAACAUAAUUAGCUUGGAGGAUUUUCUUAAUUUUGGUCUAAAAUUUUAAAUUCACUUUGAAUUUGGUUAGGAACCCUGGCAGGAUUAUUGUGAACUGUUGCAAAGUGAUUUUCAAAUUUUACAACAAAAUAGCCAGACUUGAAAAAUUCUCAGUCAGCUAUGUUUUCAGUUCAGUUACUUUGGCGUAAAAGUUCAAAUUCAGUUUGAAUUCAUGACGUGUCACCUUUAGUGACUUUCCCUGACAGUUUAAUGGUAGACACAUGCCAAUGGACCAAUUUACUCUGUGCAUUCCUAAUUUCCUGCUCAGGCAACAAUGUAUUUAUCCUAAGACUUCUUAAACUCCUUCUUUGUAUUAGUCUCUACCAUCUCUGCUGGGGGGCUUUUUCUAGCAAGCACAACUCUUACGGUCAGAAUCAGAUUUUGUUCCAGCUACCCUUUUUCUGCAGCAGGUAUUACCCUGUUUAACUUCAUUCCUUUCUUUGCAUUUGCAUGUUUCUCUAUACCUUCUUUGUUACAAUAAUAUUUUCGAUUUACAGUGUUUUCCUAUCCAUACUUGUAUGUAGAUGUUAUGUAAACAUUUUUAAUGUACUUUAGGUAAAUACACCAGUUAGAGAGCUUUAGAUAGCAUAAUAUUGCUGUAACACAACUCUAUUUGUAAUGUGGUGACACUGACUCUUAUUGUACUUUCUACCAUCACCUGUGACCUCUAGAAGUACUUUGUAUUCCCAAUGUCACUCCGAAACAAGAUAAAGUUAAUAGAUCCAUCCGAAGACCCAGGAAAAACCGCCCAAAAGGUAGGACAGUCCUCCAUGCAUGUGCGUCAGAUCGAAUGUGUGUGGUUACAAACCAAGGCUUGAUUCAAUAUUUUUGAGUAAACAUUUACAAUGAUUUAAUAGUUUGAAAAUAUUUUUAUAAUUAUCGAUAUAUUGACAUAUAUUUUUGAUAUUUUAAUAUUUUGAAAAAUAAUCAUUUAGAAACUAUAUCCAAAAUGUGAAAUCAUUUAAAAAAAAAUAAAAAUAUUCAAAAUUAUUAAAUCAAGACCCAAUUUAUGUAAUUAAAUAAAUUGGGCCACAAGACACAGCAAGAACACUAUUUGAAAGCAUAAGAAGUGCUGCAAUAUAAUACAUAAUAAUUUCUACUUAGAAGAAGAAUAAUGCAAAAUAAAAUUGUUCAAAUAUAAUCAAAAGUUAAAAUAUUUGUCAAGUCUGACAGAAAACUAACUUUGGGUGUGUGAUCCUCUCAAGGUUACAUCUACCUACCUGCUGUUUUCAUAAAUGUGUUCUAACUAAAACUUAGCUGUUUAUAGCAAUACUGGGUUCAGGUUUCAAGUUCAAGUAGCCUCAUUUGAAGAGGAUGGGAAAUGCUUAAGUUGUGGGCUGCUGGUGUGUUGGGGUUGGAACCACUACUGUAAUAAAUGUGCAGAUGAUUUAGAUGUUACCUGUUGCAGAAUGUUGUGGAACUGCCCUUCAAUCACGCAAAAGGCUGUUGAUGAAUGGAUGCAAAGAGACUGAACAGAUAAACUCCUGGGAUGAUGCAGCAUGUGGAGUAAAACAUGCUGAAGGUAUGUGCAAGAUCUGCAGAGAUUUAGGAACUUGCUCUAUAAUGUAAUGUCUAAUACUAUGUAUUACUUUGGCAGAUCCUAAAAAUUACUAUGAGCAAGAAACAGAGGAGACAGUCAGGUAUGAUCUUAAAGAUGCUUGCAAUAUCCUUGAUGUACCAUUCUCUCUUCACUGCAUGUACCCACCCCAAACUCAAACAGCUUGACAUAAAAAACAGGUGGCACCACAACACUGCUGGCAAUAUAACUGCUACACUGAGAUUUAGUGGUUAUAUUGCUUCAAGUGCCUCCUUAUAGGGACACUAUAGGCCAGACCAUUGGAGCUCAUUGACGUUGUCUGGGUGCAGUGUCCCAGGUCCCUUAACCCUGCAACACUAGGUUUUGCAGUUUUUAAGAAACUGCAAUAAUUACCUUUGUGGGCUACCUCCACCUCUAGAGGCUGUCUACCAGACAGCCACUCAAGUGACUUCCGUGAUGCUAGGUGACUUCUGGUUGCCUAACUGACGCUGGACAUCCUCACUCUGUGCGUGGGAACAUCCUUCGUCACCCAGACCCUAAUGCAAGUGCAGCCACUGCCACAGGUGAGCAUUGGGUCUCCUCUGUCGGCAGGGGAGGAGCAAAGGCGGACCUGAGCCAGCGCUUGGCCCAGGUAUGUAACUCUUUCUGCACAACCAAGGGUGGGCGCGAGGGAAGAGGAAGAUAUGGUGCCAGAAAAACGAGUUUGUUUUCCUGGCACUAUAGUUUCCCUUUAAUCCACUAAUGGAAUUUUCUGUUAAAUACUUUCUGCAAGGAUCAGUUGCCUUUCAUACAGUUUGAAUGAAAACACAUCAGACCUUUUGGUUCCUCAUUGCUGUUAUCAGUUUUUUGUAGUCUAUCUGCAUCUAUGUGGUAAGAGGUAAGCUCGGGACUUGUGGCUACUUGCUUACUUUGUUUGCUUCUGCAUCCCUCUCUUUGGUUCUUGUUUUGUUGUUGGGCUGAGGUACCCAAUGAGUAGCCAAACUUAUUGAAGGGACUGCAGAGUGGAAUGUGCAUCUUACGUUCACAACCAUUUAUUUUAACUAUCUAAAUCUGGUUGCUCUGUCCUUGUUUCCCAUUGGAUUGUAGUCUUAGUACAAUGUUAACUGAAAAGAUCUUUGGUACUCUUUUUAGAACAAAACAAUUCUAAGGAAUUAUUAUCUUGGCUAAAUGAAAUUGAGUAAGUAAAAGGAAAAAAAACAUGCAUUUUUGCUUAGGUUUGUCAUCAUUGUACACAUGGGAGAAAGUAAUGAGAGUUCAAAAAAUAUCUGUCCCUUUUUAUCUGCGAUAUAUGUUAUUUCUAAGAUGUUAUCACAUAUACAUCAUUACCUUUUCCUUGUCCAUGUUUAUUUGCUUUGGUUUUUUUAUUUUUUUAUUAUUAUUAAAGAUUCCUGUCCCUUUAAGUCUGCUCCUUGCACACUGAUAUCUUUCUCCCCCUCUUAGCAAUGUUCUCAGACAAACUCUUGUUCCAUACUUGUCUCCUUCAUCCUCUGAUAAUGGUGAUACUGGUCCAUGGCUCCGGUCCGUCUACUUAUCUCCAGGUACACCUCAUAGUGAGUAAUGCUAAUCCUUUAUUCAUCUCUUUUGUGUUUUCUUGUUGAGCAUCUAUGGUGCAAAGAGACUGUGGUUGCUGUGUCCAUACAUCCCAGUUUUUUAUGUCAGGCAUAUUUUAUUUCUUUAAUAUCUAAUAUUUGGGUUAACAGCUUAUUGAUCUAACUGCAAUUCUGGGGUUUAAAAUGAUUUUUUUUUCUAGCUUGUUGCAAAAUUGGAAAGAGCUUCAAAUUGUGUUGGGUUGCUUUUUUGCCAUCUUUUGGAUCAGCAGCAGAAACAGAUUUGAGAAAUGCUGAAGUUGAUGCACUCUAGUCUUUUUUCAGCAUAUGUAACUCUCAGCACCCAAAGCCGCACAAAAAUGUUCUGAUUAUUAUUGGUAUGAAACUGGACAACCUUGGAUUGCACUGAUAACCUGUAAACACUGAGCUAAAUCACUCUUAACACACACAUCCUAUCAUCGUUCCAAGGUUGGACAGCUUUGAUAGAUACUAUGGAAGUUUCAAUCUUUUGAUUAAGAUGCAUAUGAAAGGAAAGAUGUGGGUAGAGGACUGAUAUUCUUAAACUGUAAUAAAACAUUUCAACAGAAAUAUGACGACAGCACCUAAGGUUUUGUUGCACCAAAACCACUGCAAUCAACUGUAACAAUUAUGGUGCUUAGGGUGUCCCUUUAAUGUCAGUUCAAAAUAUUUCAGACAAUUUCCUUACAGGUGGUGACCUCCCCUGCUCUCCAAUUAUGCCUUCAACACCUUCUAAUUAUCUCGGACUGAGUCCUUCCCUCUUCUCUUCUCCGGGAGAUCACAUCCUCCAAGGGGAGUGUUCCCAAGGUCAGUAAGUAGGCAGAGGUAUUGCUAAAGAUGGCAUGAAGGUUUGAGGGUGCAUGGAAAUAAUUUAGUACAUGGCAGUGCAGUAUGGUUAGGUAUUUUGCAUAAAUAAUACUGAUGGUGGCACAAUGCUUAGAAAGUGCUCAGAAAUGUAUGGAAAAAUAAAUGGGUGCUGUUAAGUACUUUUUAAAAUUUUAGUCUAGAGUAAAUGGUUCUACAUGGAAGGGAAGCAUCUAUGGGAUGAGUGCUGAAAUAUAUAUAUAUAUAUGUAUGUAAGCAGGAGGAUGAAGCUGUAGAAGCUGUUGCGUUUGUGUUCAAGAAUAACCAUAACUAGAUUUUUCUUAAAUAGUAAUUCUCCUUCUUCCUUGUCAGUAUUGUUUGAGGAGGUUCAGCUAAGUUCCUGUUCCUCACCUGAUCUGCAGGUGAGAAAUGUUCAUAAGUUUGUUUUUACUGCUGUCAUUGUGAAUCUGUGUCUUUUCUAACGCUGCUUUUUCCCAUCAAUAUGGCGAGGGGGUAAAUGUAAAUAAAUGUCAACUGUUUGUGUUCCUAAUGCUAAACUGUUCCUUUAAAUGCACAAUAGACAAACGGGAAAAAUAAAAUCCAAAUCAAUUUCUUUUCCAUCACCGCUAUAAUGGCCUGAAGUUUUCAGUUCUCGACAGUUCUCAGUUUAAUGAAUAACACUGUCUGUAUUCAUUGUGUGAACAUAAACGUGUGCAAGCUUUGCAUUUCCUGGUCAUGGUCAUUCUGGAGCCUGUAACAGAAUGUCAUUGUGGGGUUUAUUCACUGAACACCGAUUUGUAGAGCACUAUAAACCAAAUGUUAACAUUUAGACCAGGGGUUCCCAACCCAGUCAUCAAGUACCCCCUACCAGUCCAGGAUUUAGGGAUUACCCAGUUGUGUCUAAAGUGUUUUUUUCUUCUUUUUUUUCUUCAAAAACACCUUAGACACAACUGGGUAAUCCCUAAAUCCUGGACUGUUAGGGGGUACUUGAGGACUGGGCUGGGAACCACUGAUUUAGACCAUAGUACCUGAUUUGGAAAAAUACUUCACUUCUGCUGUAGUCACAGCUUGGCAAAUGUUUCAUGCAUUUUUAAAUGAGGCUGCCACUUCACUAUAUUGUUUAGUGACUAAUCCCCUCUUUCUCUUUCUUAUUUAGAGCACUGUAAUAGUGCUAUUUCUGUAGACACAGUGUGCCUUCUAGAGCAGAAUGAGAUAUUAAUUACAGAGUUAAAAGAAGUGGCAAUUAUCUUUUCUACACAAACUUCAGCAAUAAGGAAUUUUACUUUCCUUGGAGUACAGCAAUGCUUCUGAAUCAGGUCCUCAAGAAGCACUAAAUGGUCCAUAACUUAAAGAUCACAUUUUAAUAUGGCUCCCCUUUGGCACAACACUCCCCAGAUCCUAACAAUCCAAUACAAAUGAUGCAGCAUGCUGAAAAGUUUGAAUACUUUCCUAGAGAAAUGCUCUUUGUACUCACAUUUUAAUUAUAUAAAGCAGUACAUGCAUACAUGAUUGAUUCAUACCUGUUCCUCCCAGUUGAAAGAAACUGAGAGCCACUACACCGGUGAUAACAAGCCUAUGGCACUGAAGACAUCAUUGAAACUGAGGUGUAGAUAUCAGUCCUGGAGACUUGACUUAAUAUUGUGCGUGAUGCAUCUUGAUAUAACCAAGUAACAGGCAGCUACAAUGGCUGAUAUCAGUGCAGAGCACAGUCAGUUAAGGGGAAUAAUAUUUGUAGAAUGGAAUUUUAUUUUAGCACUUUUUUAGUUACUUUAUUUCUUAAGAAGAUUGGGAUCUCAAGCUCAAAAAUGUUUCUAUUGCUGCAUUAGUCUAAUGCAUUGACUAUUAAAAUGAUUAGGUUCUAGAACCCGGAACACACAUUAUCCUAUUUGUUUUUUUAUCUUCAACGUGGCUGUUGCAAAGUAUAGGAUGUAUUUAUUUAUCCCUGUUAAAAAAACAGUGCUAUUCAGCCAGUGUGCCUCAAGCAACCUCAAAGUGUGGCAUGAACUCACAUUGACUUCAGUACUGAAGGUUGAAUGCAGGUCUUAAAUUGUGUUUAUUUAGUCAUUGUCAGCAUUCAAAUUGUGAUUCCCACCUUGCAAUUAUUUAAAUCUAAGCCAGUGUUUCUAGAAGUAAGCAAAUUUAUCUGUUAGACAUCAAGUAAAUAUGACAUUCAUAAUCUACUGAUGUGUACCUUGGAGUUAUAUCUUUCAUUAAAGCAUGCCUUGGUCCAACACAUGUUUGGAAUCCUCUGUACUAGAAUACAGUCCAUGACAAAAGAAUUACACCUCUCUUGUCUCCAUUAGCUAUAGAAAAUACAUUCUUAGGAUAUGAAAGGGAAACUCUCUUGGAUACAUUGGCUGGUAUGCUGAUAUCAAUGUGUUUGAGGUUAAAUUGGCUACUUUAAUAUCCUGAGAGUUUGAAUUCACUAAUUCAUCUUUUGCUGUCAUCUACGCUCCUAUUUAUCUCUAGGAUACAAUCAUGUAUAUAGAUACUUCUAUAGAUGCAUUACACUUUGAAUAUAUAUAUAUAUAUAUACUUACUGAAGCUGAUCCACGUAAAUAUUACAUAUUCCCUAUGUUUUAUAUUUCCACUAUGAAGUUCUAUUACCCAUAGUUAUUCCUCCUUUUUGAACAUGUGUGUGUCUCUUUGCACAUUCACAUAACAAUUACACUUUUGUUUUUCCAUUUUUUUUAUUUUUUUUUUAAGUGUUUAAAGUCAUAAUAAAGGUUGAAUACUAUUUAUGAGUUCCAUUUUCUUUGGAGGCUCUCCUUUAGUAGUAUGCCCAUUUGGUAGUUUUCAGUGUUGUUUUUAAAGGGAAACAUCCCCCUGUUUUUUAGAAGGCUUCUCCUGCAUUCACUCUGGAUCACAGUUACCAGUCACAGAGUGAGAACAGCUCUGGAAGUGGAACUUGGAAGCACACGCAGCAGCCACAGUAUGAGAUCAAAACAGAGGUUGAAGGUGGAAUACGUAACAUCCAGUUUCAAAACAAAAGGAAAGAAUGUGGUGAGAAAAGAAGGCAAAAGGUAAAAUAGCUGCGGCUUAAAGACCACCGUACUAUUUGUAAGCAAACAUAUUCAUUAAAUAUAGUGAAACAAAUUAAAUUCAGCAAUAUCUUAUUUUUAAUAGGCCUUUAUUAUAACUAUACAAAAAAAUGAAGGGAAAAACAGCCCCGUGACAAAUCAGGCUGUUCUCCUUCAAACCACCCAAAACAAAUCAACGUCUAAGAAAAAUAAAUAAAUUUUAUUAAGAAUAAAAUCAGACAACCUAAGGACUCGUAUAUAAGACAGUAAGCUACAAGGUUAUAAUGGAAACAGCAUGUAUCAGUCACUGUUAUAUGUAGCAGAAUAAACUCAGACAGGAUUAAAGCUACACAUGAUACUUAGAUACAUAUUGAACCUAACAAAAGGGAUAACCUUGUAUAUAGAUGGUAAAACAAAUGGGGAGUACCAUAUAAGUAAAGGGAAGGUUCAGGUAAACUCCAGAGCUGAAAAAAUCAGUCUCAUAAUAACCCCAUAUUAUAAUGAAUGGUCGCCCCAACGUAUUUAAACACUCACUAUACUGUUAUUAGGAGUUCACUAAAGGUAGAGGUAUAUUCAAACAAAAAUGAAUUGAGAAAAAAUAAAAAUAAAAUUAAAUCACAUAACCUAAGGACUCAUAAAGAUAACACAGUACUAUCUAUAAACUGCAAGGUCCUAAUAAGAUGAAAAGUAAUCGGAACACUAUUCCAUAUAGUAGUCUAAACUCAAGAAGAGUUAGUGCUAAGUAGAUAAACCCUGCAGAAAGACAGAAAGUGCAAAUUAGUAGACUUGCAUUGGAAAUCGAAAGGAUAGGGAAGAUAUUAUAAAUGAAGAGGGAAAAAAUAGAGAUGGAUAUAAAUAUAAGUAUAAAGUUGGUCUAAAUAAGACAGAUAGAACUUGAUAGAUCCACCUCGCAAUGUCUCCCUAUCAAAUAAUCAUCCCAGCGUAUAGAACCGAUCGACCCCAGAGUCACUAAAACAUUAAUCUAGAAGAGUAACACUAAAGGUAUAACAAUGUCGGAGAAACAAGCCCGACGCGCGUUUCGGCGGGUAAACCGCCUUUCUCAAGAGCAAGGUACAGUGUGUCUAAUUAGAUCCCACCCCCCCCUCUCCUUCCCAUCUAUAUAGCCGCUACUGACCGCCCAUCAGGUAGUGCUAAGUUGGCAGCGUCCAAUCCCCUCGCUUGCCGGGAUUAGUCAAUGCGCAUGUCCCGCCAGAAUGUCCGCGCAUGCGCGCAAAACUUAGAAUGAAUGUUCUCUCACGAUUAUCAGUGCGCAAGUCAAGAUACAGCGCACAGGGUGGAUAGAAAAAUCGCCACACACAGGCAGUCACAGAAGGUUCCUAAUAAGUCCUGACAUAGGAUAAAUGCCCUUAUAUAAAAGGGGACAAAAAGAGAGGACAGACUAUAUUCGUCUGAUCAGGCCCUUUAUACUUAAAUACAAAACCUCCAUAGCAUUCAUAUGUCUAAUGGAGGAAAGAUAUCCAUAUAUGUACAGGAGAUUCAUAGGGAUAAAAAGGGGGAGGGGGAAAUAAAAAGAAAGAAAAAGAGAGCUGAAUCAUAAUAAUCUUAAUAGAAAAAUAAAACAAAAUAUAUAUUAUAGACAAAAAAGAGUGAUAGAAGUAAAAAAAUUUGAAAAGAAGGAAAUUUUUAUAAAGCAUAUUUAAAAAAAAAAAAAAACAUCUUUCAAAAUAUUUUCACAAAAGGCUGGUGAUAAUAGGAGAGAUAGAAGGAUAUAAUAGAGGUAUAUAUAUAACCCAAUGGGUCAUAGGUUUAUAUAAAGGGGGCAAAAGAAAAGCCCUCGUUAAGACCCAAGGGUUGAAGAGUUUUAAGUUCAUAUAUCCAUCUAGACUCCCUCUGUCUGAGUAUUUUGUCAAAGUCCCCACGUCUAGGGGUCCUUUUUACUAAUUCCAAUCCACAAAACUUAAGAUUGUUAGGGUCCCCAUGAUGAAAUUCUUUAAGGUGUCUAGAUAUAGGCGUCUCGAGACGGUUCUUAGGAGAUCUCACAUGUUCCAUGAUUCUGUCUUUAAAUGCUCUAAAGGUUUUCCCCACAUAUUUCUGUCACAGUCUAUAUAAGAAACAGAUUAGAACAUGCUGGGAGAUUUCAUCUCUUGAGAACUACAUGAGUAAAGAAAUGAUACCGAGGGGUCUUAGAGUAAUGAAUAUCCCCUCAUCUUAUUCUGGUAAUGCAGAUUUGAUGAGGGAUUGGGAAGCUGCGGCUGGAUCUUGCUCUAAAACGUUCAUGCAAAUCAUUUGCAAAUUUGAACAUGAACAACUUAAAACAAUUAACACUGAUCUAGAUGAAGAAAUUAAUGGGAUCAAACAGUUUCAAAAUGACCCAAAUUUCACUUUUCUGGAAUCCAGGUUGAAACAAAACCUGGAUAAAUACCAAGAAUCAGUGAAAUUUAGGAAGCACGAUAAGUUCCUAAGAGACUCUAAUGAUUAUCAGACUGGGAAUGUUUAUAAAUCUUUUAACCGUAGAACACGACGUAUGUCUGAUAAUGGUUUAACCUCAGAAUAUGACUCCUCAGAUACAGACUCUGGGAGCCAAGUCUCAAGUACCCCAGCAGAACCACAUUCUAAUCUAUCCACAGUAAAUUCUAAUCCUAGAGGAAUCCUGAAGAAGGGAGUUAAUUUUUUAGCCCCAGGUUACCAGGAGGAAUUUCCGAGUCAGCGAACGAGAUAUCAGACUCGCAAUCUAAGAGGAGGGGGGAGGAGGAGGAGAUAUUAGUUGACACUCAGAUAGUUGAACGCAAGUCCAGGAUUAUUAAUCUGUCCUCUCGCAUGUUGACCACUGAUCAAGAGGCUGUUCUGGGGAAGGGCCUUUCAUUUGUACCUACACCUUCUUUUGAUAAGUUUAGUUGGAUUAGGGAUCUCAAUCUUUUUGUUAGAAAGUUGGCCCUACAUAAAUUCCAUUCUGUUCAAAAUGAAAGGAAGGCUCGUGACCUUGGACUUGCACCUCAAGACUAUCAAUGCCUCACUACCCUAUUAACCCUUCUAGAUGAAAAUGACUCAAAUAUCAUUUCGAACCGUACCGGCCUAAAACCCAAGAGCCGCUAUACACCAAAUUUUGCGGGCUUUAGGAACAUUGAGUUGUUCCUAGAGGCGGCCAAAAUAGAGAUUGAAAAAAUUAACUUAAAAUCUCUCCGCAUCCAUUCUAGGGAUAAUCUCCUUAGACGGGAACAACAAGCUUUAAAAACUUUACAAGAUGAUGCUAAUAUCAUCAUCAAACCCGCUGAUAAAGGGGGAAAUAUCGUACUGAUGGAUGUGGAUAAAUAUUUGGAAAUGGCCGAACGGGUCCUCAGGGACACCGAGACAUAUGUAGUCCUUAAACAUGACCCUACUGAUGAUUUUCUGUCUAGAUAUAGAGAAAUACUGGAGGAUGGUCGCAGUAGGGGGUUGCUAUCAGGUGACGAGUUUGAAUUUAUUUUUACCCGCCACCCUAAAAUAGCAACCUUCUACUGCCUACCUAAGGUUCACAAGAACCUAGAGGUACCCCCAGGACGUCCAAUUGUCUCUGGGGUCGAUAAUCUUACACAAAAUGGCAGCCUGUACAUAGACAGAGUGUUAAGACCUUUUGUUGAAAAAUUACCCUCUUAUAUCAGGGAUACCAAGCAAGCCCUAAAUAAACUUUCGAGUCUUAAAUUCUCCUCUUCCGUCCAAUUAUGUAGUUUGGACGUUGAAUCACUCUACUCCUCCAUACCUCAUGAUAGAGGAAUUGAACAUGUGGGAUUCUUUCUCGGUCAGGAAACCCCUAGAGAUGAUUUGUAUACAGCUUUCCUUCUACGUCUCUUGAGAUUUAUUUUGUCACAUAACUAUUUUCUGUUUAACAAUCGUGUAUACCACCAAGUAAGGGGAACCGCUAUGGGGACGGCUUGUGCCCCCUCAUAUGCGAAUCUCCAUCUUGGUUGGUGGGAAUAUCAUAUCCUUAAUUCAGAUAUGUUGAAAGAAUACCUACCUAAAAUUCUAUGGUGGGGUCGCUACAUUGACGACAUUUUGAUUGUCUGGUAUGGCACCCCCCGAGAGUUCUCAGAUAUGGUAGGAUUACUCAACUGUAAUGACCAAAAUCUUCGGUUCACAUCUGAAUUUGGAGGACGAUCUAUAAAUUUUCUAGAUGUGACUAUCAGUAUUAGCCAAGAUGGUACAUUCCACUCUACCUUGUUCAGGAAACCUACGGCAACUAAUUCUCUCCUACACUGGACUAGUCACCAUCCCCGACCCCUCAAGGAGGGUAUACCGGUGGGUCAGUAUCUCCGUCUUCGGAGGAACUGUAGUGACACCCAGGAUUUUAUUUUGAAAGCGAAACAACUCCGACAAUAUUUUAAGGAGAAGGGCUAUCCGAACCGCUGUUUAAAAAGAGCCUACAAGAAGGCACUACAAACAGAGAGUGGUGAAUUACUAUGUGAUCACACUGAUAAAAUGACCAAGAAGGACACUGGAAUCAUCCGUAUGAUUGCAACAUUUGACAGGGGGUGGCCAGAAGUACGGAAGUCACUUGAGAGAUUCUGGCCCAUACUACUAAAUGAUGUACAUCUCAAGGGGGUUCUAAGCCCACAUGCCAAUAUUACAGCUAGGAGGGGACGGAAUAUUCGCGAUCUAUUGGUACCCAGACAUUUUUCCAUUAGAACACAACCACGUGCCACUUGGUUGGGUACUCCCCCAACGGGCACAUAUGGCUGUGGAAAAUGCGUAGCUUGCAAGUUUAUUCUUAAAGACUCUAAGACUGUCAGUGACAGUCAAAAAUUGGUUUCCUUUAAAGUUAAAAGUUUCUUUAAUUGUAAUACUAAAGGCCUUGUAUACCUGCUCCAGUGUACUUGCGGACAGAAAUAUGUGGGGAAAACCUUUAGAGCAUUUAAAGACAGAAUCAUGGAACAUGUGAGAUCUCCUAAGAACCGUCUCGAGACGCCUAUAUCUAGACACCUUAAAGAAUUUCAUCAUGGGGACCCUAACAAUCUUAAGUUUUGUGGAUUGGAAUUAGUAAAAAGGACCCCUAGACGUGGGGACUUUGACAAAAUACUCAGACAGAGGGAGUCUAGAUGGAUAUAUGAACUUAAAACUCUUCAACCCUUGGGUCUUAACGAGGGCUUUUCUUUUGCCCCCUUUAUAUAAACCUAUGACCCAUUGGGUUAUAUAUAUACCUCUAUUAUAUCCUUCUAUCUCUCCUAUUAUCACCAGCCUUUUGUGAAAAUAUUUUGAAAGAUGUUUUUUUUUUAAAAAUAUGCUUUAUAAAAAUUUCCUUCUUUUCAAAUUUUUUUACUUCUAUCACUCUUUUUUGUCUAUAAUAUAUAUUUUGCUUUAUUUUUCUAUUAAGAUUAUUAUGAUUCAGCUCUCUUUUUCUUUCUUUUUAUUUCCCCCUCCCCCUUUUUAUCCCUAUGAAUCUCCUGUACAUAUAUGGAUAUCUUUCCUCCAUUAGACAUAUGAAUGCUAUGGAGGUUUUGUAUUUAAGUAUAAAGGGCCUGAUCAGACGAAUAUAGUCUGUCCUCUCUUUUUGUCCCCUUUUAUAUAAGGGCAUUUAUCCUAUGUCAGGACUUAUUAGGAACCUUCUGUGACUGCCUGUGUGUGGCGAUUUUUCUAUCCACCCUGUGCGCUGUAUCUUGACUUGCGCACUGAUAAUCGUGAGAGAACAUUCAUUCUAAGUUUGGCGCGCAUGCGCGGACAUUCUGGCGGGACAUGCGAAUCCCGGCAAGCGAGGGGAUUGGACGCUGCCAACUUAGCACUACCUGAUGGGCGGUCAGUAGCGGCUAUAUAGAUGGGAAGGAGAGGGGGGGGUGGGAUCUAAUUAGACACACUGUACCUUGCUCUUGAGAAAGGCGGUUUACCCGCCGAAACGCGCGUCGGGCUUGUUUCUCCGACAUUGUUAUACCUUUAGUGUUACUCUUCUAGAUUAAUGUUUUAGUGACUCUGGGGUCGAUCGGUUCUAUACGCUGGGAUGAUUAUUUGAUAGGGAGACAUUGCGAGGUGGAUCUAUCAAGUUCUAUCUGUCUUAUUUAGACCAACUUUAUACUUAUAUUUAUAGCCAUCUCUAUUUUUUCUCUCUUCAUUUAUAAUAUCUUCCCUAUCCUUUCGAUUUCCAAUGCAAGUCUACUAAUUUGCACUUUCUGUCUUUCUGCAGGGUUUAUCUACUUAGCACUAACUCUUCUUGAGUUUAGACUACUAUAUGGAAUAGUGUUCCGAUUACUUUUCAUCUUAUUAGGACCUUGCAGUUUAUAGAUAGUACUGUGUUAUCUUUAUGAGUCCUUAGGUUAUGUGAUUUAAUUUUAUUUUUAUUUUUUCUCAAUUCAUUUUUGUUUGAAUAUACCUCUACCUUUAGUGAACUCCUAAUAACAGUAUAGUGAGUGUUUAAAUACGUUGGGGCGACCAUUCAUUAUAAUAUGGGGUUAUUAUGAGACUGAUUUUUUCAGCUCUGGAGUUUACCUGAACCUUCCCUUUACUUAUAUGGUACUCCCCAUUUGUUUUACCAUCUAUAUACAAGGUUAUCCCUUUUGUUAGGUUCAAUAUGUAUCUAAGUAUCAUGUGUAGCUUUAAUCCUGUCUGAGUUUAUUCUGCUACAUAUAACAGUGACUGAUACAUGCUGUUUCCAUUAUAACCUUGUAGCUUACUGUCUUAUAUACGAGUCCUUAGGUUGUCUGAUUUUAUUCUUAAUAUAAUAAAAUUUAUUUAUUUUUCUUAGACGUUGAUUUGUUUUGGGUGGUUUGAAGGAGAACAGCCUGAUUUGUCACGGGGCUGUUUUUCCCUUCAUUUUUUUGUAUAUUUCGUGCUUUAUGCAGGGUUAUGCCCGUAUUACCACCCUUAUAACCCGUUUCUCUCUGUACUCCCUAUUUGGAUUUUCUAUCUAGGGAAUACCUCUAUUUACUAUUAUCUUUUAGGUUUCAAUACCAGGGUUAUAUAGAGUGAUUUAUCUACUUAAUUUUAAAUAUGGCUGGUUUCUUAUCAAAUAAGAUUGAAGGUAAUGUCUGGUGUAAAGACGCAGAAAAUGUGUUUUCAAACACAAAACUAGAUCUAAAUACUACUACUCCCAACAUUAAUAAAUCUUUUAAUAAACUUCACAGUCUAUAUAAGAAACAGAUUAGAACAUGCUGGGAGAUUUCAUCUCUUGAGAACUACAUGAGUAAAGAAAUGAUACCGAGGGGUCUUAGAGUAAUGAAUAUCCCCUCAUCUUAUUCUGGUAAUGCAGAUUUGAUGAGGGAUUGGGAAGCUGCGGCUGGAUCUUGCUCUAAAACGUUCAUGCAAAUCAUUUGCAAAUUUGAACAUGAACAACUUAAAACAAUUAACACUGAUCUAGAUGAAGAAAUUAAUGGGAUCAAACAGUUUCAAAAUGACCCAAAUUUCACUUUUCUGGAAUCCAGGUUGAAACAAAACCUGGAUAAAUACCAAGAAUCAGUGAAAUUUAGGAAGCACGAUAAGUUCCUAAGAGACUCUAAUGAUUAUCAGACUGGGAAUGUUUAUAAAUCUUUUAACCGUAGAACACGACGUAUGUCUGAUAAUGGUUUAACCUCAGAAUAUGACUCCUCAGAUACAGACUCUGGGAGCCAAGUCUCAAGUACCCCAGCAGAACCACAUUCUAAUCUAUCCACAGUAAAUUCUAAUCCCAGAGGAAUCCUGAAGAAGGGAGUUAAUUUUUUAGCCCCAGGUUACCAGGAGGAAUUUCCGAGUCAGCGAACGAGAUAUCAGACUCGCAAUCUAAGAGGAGGGGGGAGGAGGAGGAGAUAUUAGUUGACACUCAGAUAGUUGAACGCAAGUCCAGGAUUAUUAAUCUGUCCUCUCGCAUGUUGACCACUGAUCAAGAGGCUGUUCUGGGGAAGGGCCUUUCAUUUGUACCUACACCUUCUUUUGAUAAGUUUAGUUGGAUUAGGGAUCUCAAUCUUUUUGUUAGAAAGUUGGCCCUACAUAAAUUCCAUUCUGUUCAAAAUGAAAGGAAGGCUCGUGACCUUGGACUUGCACCUCAAGACUAUCAAUGCCUCACUACCCUAUUAACCCUUCUAGAUGAAAAUGACUCAAAUAUCAUUUCGAACCGUACCGGCCUAAAACCAAAGAGCCGCUAUACACCAAAUUUUGCGGGCUUUAGGAACAUUGAGUUGUUCCUAGAGGCGGCCAAAAUAGAGAUUGAAAAAAUUAACUUAAAAUCUCUCCGCAUCCAUUCUAGGGAUAAUCUCCUUAGACGGGAACAACAAGCUUUAAAAACUUUACAAGAUGAUGCUAAUAUCAUCAUCAAACCCGCUGAUAAAGGGGGAAAUAUCGUACUGAUGGAUGUGGAUAAAUAUUUGGAAAUGGCCGAACGGGUCCUCAGGGACACCGAGACAUAUGUAGUCCUUAAACAUGACCCUACUGAUGAUUUUCUGUCUAGAUAUAGAGAAAUACUGGAGGAUGGUCGCAGUAGGGGGUUGCUAUCAGGUGACGAGUUUGAAUUUAUUUUUACCCGCCACCCUAAAAUAGCAACCUUCUACUGCCUACCUAAGGUUCACAAGAACCUAGAGGUACCCCCAGGACGUCCAAUUGUCUCUGGGGUCGAUAAUCUUACACAAAAUGGCAGCCUGUACAUAGACAGAGUGUUAAGACCUUUUGUUGAAAAAUUACCCUCUUAUAUCAGGGAUACCAAGCAAGCCCUAAAUAAACUUUCGAGUCUUAAAUUCUCCUCUUCCGUCCAAUUAUGUAGUUUGGACGUUGAAUCACUCUACUCCUCCAUACCUCAUGAUAGAGGAAUUGAACAUGUGGGAUUCUUUCUCGGUCAGGAAACCCCUAGAGAUGAUUUGUAUACAGCUUUCCUUCUACGUCUCUUGAGAUUUAUUUUGUCACAUAACUAUUUUCUGUUUAACAAUCGUGUAUACCACCAAGUAAGGGGAACCGCUAUGGGGACGGCUUGUGCCCCCUCAUAUGCGAAUCUCCAUCUUGGUUGGUGGGAAUAUCAUAUCCUUAAUUCAGAUAUGUUGAAAGAAUACCUACCUAAAAUUCUAUGGUGGGGUCGCUACAUUGACGACAUUUUGAUUGUCUGGUAUGGCACCCCCCGAGAGUUCUCAGAUAUGGUAGGAUUACUCAACUGUAAUGACCAAAAUCUUCGGUUCACAUCUGAAUUUGGAGGACGAUCUAUAAAUUUUCUAGAUGUGACUAUCAGUAUUAGCCAAGAUGGUACAUUCCACUCUACCUUGUUCAGGAAACCUACGGCAACUAAUUCUCUCCUACACUGGACUAGUCACCAUCCCCGACCCCUCAAGGAGGGUAUACCGGUGGGUCAGUAUCUCCGUCUUCGGAGGAACUGUAGUGACACCCAGGAUUUUAUUUUGAAAGCGAAACAACUCCGACAAUAUUUUAAGGAGAAGGGCUAUCCGAACCGCUGUUUAAAAAGAGCCUACAAGAAGGCACUACAAACAGAGAGGGGUGAAUUACUAUGUGAUCACACUGAUAAAAUGACCAAGAAGGACACUGGAAUCAUCCGUAUGAUUGCAACAUUUGACAGGGGGUGGCCAGAAGUACGGAAGUCACUUGAGAGAUUCUGGCCCAUACUACUAAAUGAUGUACAUCUCAAGGGGGUUCUAAGCCCACAUGCCAAUAUUACAGCUAGGAGGGGACGGAAUAUUCGCGAUCUAUUGGUACCCAGCCAUUUUUCCAUUAGAACACAACCACGUGCCACUUGGUUGGGUACUCCCCCAACGGGCACAUAUGGCUGUGGAAAAUGCGUAGCUUGCAAGUUUAUUCUUAAAGACUCUAAGACUGUCAGUGACAGUCAAAAAUUGGUUUCCUUUAAAGUUAAAAGUUUCUUUAAUUGUAAUACUAAAGGCCUUGUAUACCUGCUCCAGUGUACUUGCGGACAGAAAUAUGUGGGGAAAACCUUUAGAGCAUUUAAAGACAGAAUCAUGGAACAUGUGAGAUCUCCUAAGAACCGUCUCGAGACGCCUAUAUCUAGACACCUUAAAGAAUUUCAUCAUGGGGACCCUAACAAUCUUAAGUUUUGUGGAUUGGAAUUAGUAAAAAGGACCCCUAGACGUGGGGACUUUGACAAAAUACUCAGACAGAGGGAGUCUAGAUGGAUAUAUGAACUUAAAACUCUUCAACCCUUGGGUCUUAACGAGGGCUUUUCUUUUGCCCCCUUUAUAUAAACCUAUGACCCAUUGGGUUAUAUAUAUACCUCUAUUAUAUCCUUCUAUCUCUCCUAUUAUCACCAGCCUUUUGUGAAAAUAUUUUGAAAGAUGGUUUUUUUUUUUUUUUAAAUAUGCUUUAUAAAAAUUUCCUUCUUUUCAAAUUUUUUUACUUCUAUCACUCUUUUUUGUCUAUAAUAUAUAUUUUGUUUUAUUUUUCUAUUAAGAUUAUUAUGAUUCAGCUCUCUUUUUCUUUCUUUUUAUUUCCCCCUCCCCCUUUUUAUCCCUAUGAAUCUCCUGUACAUAUAUGGAUAUCUUUCCUCCAUUAGACAUAUGAAUGCUAUGGAGGUUUUGUAUUUAAGUAUAAAGGGCCUGAUCAGACGAAUAUAGUCUGUCCUCUCUUUUUGUCCCCUUUUAUAUAAGGGCAUUUAUCCUAUGUCAGGACUUAUUAGGAACCUUCUGUGACUGCCUGUGUGUGGCGAUUUUUCUAUCCACCCUGUGCGCUGUAUCUUGACUUGCGCACUGAUAAUCGUGAGAGAACAUUCAUUCUAAGUUUUGCGCGCAUGCGCGGACAUUCUGGCGGGACAUGCGCAUUGACUAAUCCCGGCAAGCGAGGGGAUUGGACGCUGCCAACUUAGCACUACCUGAUGGGCGGUCAGUAGCGGCUAUAUAGAUGGGAAGGAGAGGGGGGGGUGGGAUCUAAUUAGACACACUGUACCUUGCUCUUGAGAAAGGCGGUUUACCCGCCGAAACGCGCGUUGGGCUUGUUUCUCCGACAUUGUUAUACCUUUAGUGUUACUCUUCUAGAUUAAUGUUUUAGUGACUCUGGGGUCGAUCGGUUCUAUACGCUGGGAUGAUUAUUUGAUAGGGAGACAUUGCGAGGUGGAUCUAUCAAGUUCUAUCUGUCUUAUUUAGACCAACUUUAUACUUAUAUUUAUAUCCAUCUCUAUUUUUUCUCUCUUCAUUUAUAAUAUCUUCCCUAUCCUUUCGAUUUCCAAUGCAAGUCUACUAAUUUGCACUUUCUGUCUUUCUGCAGGGUUUAUCUACUUAGCACUAACUCUUCUUGAGUUUAGACUACUAUAUGGAAUAGUGUUCCGAUUACUUUUCAUCUUAUUAGGACCUUGCAGUUUAUAGAUAGUACUGUGUUAUCUUUAUGAGUCCUUAGGUUAUGUGAUUUAAUUUUAUUUUUAUUUUUUCUCAAUUCAUUUUUGUUUGAAUAUACCUCUACCUUUAGUGAACUCCUAAUAACAGUAUAGUGAGUGUUUAAAUACGUUGGGGCGACCAUUCAUUAUAAUAUGGGGUUAUUAUGAGACUGAUUUUUUCAGCUCUGGAGUUUACCUGAACCUUCCCUUUACUUAUAUGGUCCUCCCCAUUUGUUUUACCAUCUAUAUACAAGGUUAUCCCUUUUGUUAGGUUCAAUAUGUAUCUAAGUAUCAUGUGUAGCUUUAAUCCUGUCUGUGUUUAUUCUGCUACAUAUAACAGUGACUGAUACAUGCUGUUUCCAUUAUAACCUUGUAGCUUACUGUCUUAUAUACGAGUCCUUAGGUUGUCUGAUUUUAUUCUUAAUAAAAUUUAUUUAUUUUUCUUAGACGUUGAUUUGUUUUGGGUGGUUUGAAGGAGAACAGCCUGAUUUGUCACGGGGCUGUUUUUCCCUUCAUUUUUUUGUAUAUUUCGUGCUUUAUGCAGGGUUAUGCCCGUAUUACCACCCUUAUAACCCGUUUCUCUCUGUACUCCCUAUUUGGAUUUUCUAUCUAGGGAAUACCUCUAUUUUCUUUAUUAUAACUACCAUAAAGGUGAUCUGGAAACAUUUCAACCACUUCAGAUAUUUUUCAAGUUGGGGCAAAGAUAUAAAAGUGGAGCAGUUACCAUGGAGACUAAUGGAAUGUUCGUGCGCACUGUGCCAUGGAAUGACUUUUUAGCUCUUUCAGGUGCUCAGUACUUGGUAGGAAUAGAAAGGUUGGUGAGAGAGCACCUAAUCUUUAUUCUUACAAGUAGGUUGUAUAAAACAGUGUACUUCGUGACAUUUCACCUCGUAGUAAAUUUACUCAAGACUAUUGCCUUCUUUCUCAGAAAACCUGAAAUCAAAAUUUCCCUAAAGGGAAAUUAACAAGAUGAAAUUCUAAAAUACAUUUUAUAAAAUGUCUAAAUAAAUUUAAGGACUAAAUUGAGCUGAAAUCAGGAAGCAGAAUCAUUCAGUUCACUAAUACUGUGGUGCUUGAUUAACUAAAUAAUCAUUUUGCCUGUUAAUUAUGGUUGAUUCGGUGAGCUUGAUUAAAGGGACACUAUUAUCACCAGAACAACUACAGCCUAAUGUAGUUGAUCUGGUGAGUAUAGUCAGUCUCUGUAAACACUGUCUUUUCAUUUUAGGAGACAGCAACUGUUGCACAACUAAAGGCCAUUUUCUUCUUAAACACAGUGGGUUUUAUUCAUUAAACUCUGAACUGUACCAAAUUAAAAUAUGAAUCGCAAUAUGUAGGCCCAUAAGCUUAUUCAGAAAAACUCUAACUCAGCUAUAGUCAUAUGUUGACUACUUUAGGUUAAAGGAAUACUUUAGUGUUUGGAAUACAAAGCUGUAUCCCUAACACUAAAGAGCUCCUCUGCCCCAACUCCCUUCAGCAAAUAAAGGAUUAAAAACCAUUAUAACACUUACCUUAGUUCCUCUGUAUUGGCACCAUGUCCUCCAAAGUCAGCGCCAUGGGUGAACAUAAUGCGCAAGCUAAAUGUCCGCAUCUCAAGCAUUAGGCUUUCAAACAGCCUUUAGUGGCUGUCUUAACCCUGCAAUAUUAACAUUGUAAAGUUUUAGAUUGCAGGGUUAAGGGACCAAGUACAGUACACCCAGACCACUUCAAUGAGAUGAAGUGGUCUGGGUACCUAUAGUGUCCCUUUAAAUUCUUUUCAGUUGACUGUGAUUUGGUGUUUAGUGUAUAUUUUUACCAAAUGUUGCAAUUCCUCUUAGUGAAUAACUAUAUACAGUAUAUAAUAACUUUAAUUAGGAUAUAGCAGUUGUUACAAAUUCUCGUUAGCGAAUAACUCUACAUAUAUACUAAGAUAAAACAGUAACUGUAGCAACAGUUCUGGCACUCUUCCAAACCCUCCUUGGUUACAUUAAUGGUUUCAGACCUCUUAUAACCAUCACUCCCACCCCCAGGACCUCCUCUUCAGUGCAGAAACUCCAAAUUAAAUACUCAAGAAAAAUUAUUUAAACCAUAGAUUGUAGUAAAACAGUAUAUAUUUUUAAACUAUGGGUUAGGUUUCUUAAAGGAACAGUUUAAAGCAGAACACUCAUUUCUGUGGAUGCAUUUACUAUUGAAGCAUGUCCAGGAGUAAAUAAUGCAGUGGGGAUUAGAAAAAAAAAUACCGUACUUACCUACACUGCACUUCCAUGUUCUGGUUGAAUUUGACAUCUGAUGAGACACCUGCAGAGAAAUGGUGUAUAAACACAUACUCUGUCAUUCUCUAAUUGGUUCCCUAUGUGCACAUGUGCUGUACUUAUGGCACUGCAGAGGUUAAUUUACUUGAGGUGCCCCGCAGACAGAUGCAGUGAAAUUUUAAAAAAGCAUGUUUUUUUGUAAAACCAAUCUAAAAUAGUUUGAUAGAAAAACUUAGGACUCCUUGUACCAUGUCUGUAUCAAAUAAUCUGGUUACGUCACCUAGAGUAUUAAUACUUACGUUAUGUACCUAAUAGGUUACUAGAUGGAAGACAUAUAUUUGGAACUGCUCCUUAAUUUAAGUGAAGAAAAAAAAGUAUUGUCUUCUCCUGUUGGUUGUGCUUGUCACGGCUCCUAGCAUCUCUGCCUGCGUGGCUGCAUUCACACUAAGCAGCCACAGAGAUGUUUUAAACUUAUCUUGGGCUCGGCGGGCAGCUACCCGGUCUCCCUCCGUUCCAGUCCCCAGCGGGUGCGACGUUCUUAGGAACGCCGGCCACUGUGGAUCGGGCUUUUAAAAGAAACUUACCUUCUCCCACAUCAAAUAUGGCGCCAACGUACGUACGGCAUCACGUCAUAGACGUGCACGCGCGUUUUGGGGUCAGAGAGAACCAAUUACAGCCCAAGGAGGGUUAUUUAAACACAAAUUACCUUUUUUGUCAGUGCCCUGUCGUGGUUUCCACUAGCUGGUUAUCUGAGAGUGUGUUCCUGAUUGCGUUUUUUCUGGUAUUUGACUUCUGGCUUUCCUCAUCGUUGUGUCUCAUUCUGUGUCCCUGACCUCGGCAAAUAUUUUGGCUAUUCUGCGGUAUGUUAAGUCCAGCCAUUCUAAGGUCCGGUUAGACGUUAUUCUUUGUCCUAGGUGUGAUACUAUUCUGCGUGCUGGAUCCACUAUAAUCCUGACAGUGCUCUCAUAAGGGAAGAGAAAUGUAUCUAUAAAUAGUCUGUGUAGUAAAGAUUUCCUUCAGUUACAUACAUAAUUGCCUACCCACACUUGAUCUAUUUAUAUAGCAAGUAAAAUACAUUUAGAUUGCUUUACAUAUCGUCUGCUGGAGAUACAAGCACUGGAGUUUGCCCUCAACCUCCACAACAAAAACACCACAAAUAUUACACCACAGUAGUUCUAGACCAGGGUUGUCAAACACUGCCCUCACUUCCCAACUCCGUACAGAGCAUUUGGUAGCACUCACACCUAACAUUGUGGGCAAUAGGUAGAGUCUAUUGUGCUGUUUGGUUUGACUUGGAGAACAACAACCUAAAGUGCCACUAAGGGCUGCAACCAUGUUUCUAAACUGACCCAGGACAGUACAUACAGGUGGGAAAUUUCAUAGAUAAAAAGGACAGGGUAACGGCCUAACAUAGAAGGUUGUGUUCACUAAACAGUAAACAGCAGAGAAUUAAAAAGGAAAUUGGCAAAUGUUAGGCCAGAAGUGUUGUAUUGCAAACAUUGCCUAGUUUAGUUAUUUCAGCACAGCUGUUGUCUAAAGGGUGGCAUUAUACAGAAUUUCAUUGUUUGUGAAUAAACCACAGAGAUAGGGCAGGAACAUUCUCCUCUGUUAUUAAGAUACCUAUUCUAGUCCCAUAUAACCCAUCUAGAAACAUAGCAGAGUUAAGGAUGUUUUUCCAGUUUUAGAACAAUGUAUUUGUUAAUUUAUUUUAUUUCACUAAAAUUUUCCUUUUGGUGAAUAAACCCCACAGUUUGAUGAUUAACUAUGCAAAUAAAUAUUUGUAGGGAUUAGACAACAUACAAAGACUAUAAAUUGAAAACAGGAAGUGAUUUCCAUGGAACGGAAACAGGAUAUGACCAAAUUUAAGUACAACAAAAGAAUACCUGAUUGUGUUUAUCUGAACUGAACAAUGGCCUUGUCUUCAACUGAGUCCAGUACAUAAUGUAGAUUAUAAUAAUGGCGGUUUUGGGUAGCAGUGAACAAUGGGUUCACAUUCCCUUUGCAGCAUUGGCUGAAAGAAAAUGUACUUCACACACAACUUAGGGCUUUAUUUACAGCUACUGGUGACUCAAAAGCACAGUUUUUUUCCAGCAUAGUUAUUUUGACCUAAAUUUUAUAGUUGGGUUUUUAUUUUCUGGGAAUCCACCGAUUAGAGAACAAUCUUCUAAACUUUUGGUCUGACUGGGAUUACUGACUGACUAUGUGAUGAAAUGGGGUUUUCUUUUCAUAGCUGGCUCUAUUGAACAUAGAGGUAAUUACGCUAUUCAUUAAUACACUAUAAUUGUAUGUUUUAGGAAGGCAUCCCUAACCCUAGUAAUUGGGACAAUAAAGCUUUUCCCAAUACCAUGCGGUGUCCUGGAAAACGAAACAAACGAAGACCUAAUAGCUUAUCUAGACUGCAACGUCUCAGGAAGAAAUGUGUGAAUGGUUUCAUCAUGUUCUGCCAACUGAACAGAAAGCUCUAUCUAAGGUAACCACAGAGAUUGUAUAUGUUGAGAUUUAUGUUACAUAUUUAUUAUUUUUCAGUUUUCAUAUAGCGCCGUAUCCAGAGCACUUGACAAAGUAGGCAAAGAGAAAAUUGGUGAGUUUGAGUCAGAGGGAUAUGCAGUUAGAUGUCCUGAAAACCCAGCACGUGGGUUUCAAUCCAAUGCCUACAGCAUCUCCAACAAAGUUCUAUGAAAGCUUGCAGUCUAGUCGCUGGGGCAAAUGGUCAAGAAUGGUAGAAUAAGACCACAUUUUUUUGUCUCCUUGAUUAGUGCACAUCCUGGGACAGCAUCCACAGAAGCCACCAAGGAACUGGCAGAAUUGUGGAGAGAGAUGUCCGCUCUGGAGAGACGACCGUACUGGUGAGCGUGAGCAUCAAGUCCUUUCCUUAUUCUAACACUGGUUGAUUCCCCAGGCCUUAUCUCACUCUCUCUUUCUUCUCCUCAGUAUAAGAGCAUACCAGUUUAGUGUUUUGCACGACCGAUUGGUAAAAAAAGGCUCUUCGGGCAUCUUACAUGGAAGUCUCUAA
This is a messenger RNA of Pelobates cultripes (western spadefoot toad), 28566 nucleotides long. NCBI's taxonomy places the organism in Eukaryota, Metazoa, Chordata, Amphibia, Anura, Pelobatidae. The record is from the annotation of a GenBank genome assembly.